Molecule: messenger RNA, 2313 nt
Organism: Lodderomyces beijingensis
Lineage: Eukaryota; Fungi; Ascomycota; Pichiomycetes; Serinales; Debaryomycetaceae
Source: the annotation of a GenBank genome assembly
AUGACAUUGCAACCAAAUUCAUCCAGUCCCACUUACAACCACCGGAGCCAGUCGAUAUCGCUUGACAACCAGACGUCAGAUCGUUCAAGUGCCGGUAGUGGGUAUCUAGAUGAACCUCCAGAACCACAAGAACUACCGUCUUCUUUGUCUCUAUCGUCUUCAACGGCAACACUAGGCCCGCCUCAUACCACUGGUGAUAUCCCCCUAGCAGAUCUAGACAAGGACUCAAAGUAUCUUGCAACCCGCACCAAAAACAUGUCUUUAGCCGAUUUGUUACAAGGGGCCGACUACGAAUCGGAUCUAGACGACGAUUCUCACUCCGCACACCGAUCCACCACCGGAUCUGCAUUCCACAAUGACAGCGGCCGCCUAGCAAAGUACACACUCAAAUUCAGCCAGUUUUUUCACAGACUAUGGCAAGGUCCAAUCGAACCAAAAGACGAACCAGCCCCAAGGAUCCAGCUGUUGUUGUAUUUGGAAGAGAUUCCCCUUAAAUUCAAAAAUCGAAUAUCUUUGCCAUAUCGAAAAGCAUUGCUUGCUUUGUAUCUAACCUUUUGGAUUGCGUUGGUCUACUCGAUCUUGGUCCCUUAUUUCACAGUGCCUCCAUAUUCAUCCAAAGAUCCCAACAACAACAACAACAGCGGCACGAAAAUCUAUUCACUUUCAUGUACAGAUCCCAGUGAGUUUUGGUUUGGCAAGAAUGCCGCUUGUGGAAUGAAUGGAGAACAUUGUCCUGAAGUGUUUAAUCACUUGACUGACCCCGAUCAGGACAUUAUCAUUCGAUGCCCCGCACUAUGCGAUCGAAGCUGGACUUUUUCACAAUUGCCCGUUGGCGACCAACUAAUUAAACACCGAGGCUAUUUCAUAGGAGGCGGCGACAACGUUGCUGAUAAAAUCGAUCCAAAUCAAUUGUCCAACCCUUAUAGAGCCGACUCUUACCCAUGUGGCUCCGCGGUGCAUGCUGGUCUCGUGUCUCCAUUUUGGGGUGGAUGUGCUAGAUUAUCGUACAAAAGCGGCGAGCAGUCAUUUUUCAAGUCGGCCAAGGGGCAUUAUGGAGUUGAUGCUUCCAUUGCAUUUGAUUCCUUUUUCAAAUCGUCUUUUUUUUUCAAAAAUUUGAGGUGGCAAGGGGAAACCUUUACUCAAUGUAAUGACCCGAGAAUGGUCAUAUUGGUAAUCAACAUUGUAUUAGGGCUCCCCAUCAUCUAUUUAGCUAGUGGAGCAGUAGCCUACUGGGUGCUUUCCAUUUGUGCCUUUUGGACCAUUUGCCUAGCAACCGACCCCAGAAUCACCGUUGACCCAUCAAAACCUGAAGAUUUGGCAGCGUUGAUUUCGCUUGGUUUGGAAAGAUUUCUACCCACAUGUUGUAUUUUAUAUAUGCUAUGGCAUUGUUCCACCAAGAGGACUUUACAAGAACCAGAGGAGCCACAGGAACCACUAGAACUACAAGAUUCGGAUUCACCCAGUGAAAAAGUAUCAUAUCUCAGUCGAGUCUUAUUAUUCUACCCCUUGUUUUGGUUGGGAGUAUUAAACAACGUCACUUUUGAUCGAUUACCAACCGACAGAUUGGUCUGGAACGACUUGAUAGAACAACCAGGGGCAAUGAUUGCCGUCUCGUCGCUUGUCACGUUGAUCUUCUCAUGCGCCGUGGUGCAAGGCUACAAGUUAUGGCUCUCGGGCCGGUUUCAAAAAUACCUAUUCAUUUAUUCCCUAUUUGUGGUGGGACUUGUAGUUGUUGCAAACAUACCGGGCCUCACCUUGAGGAUCCACCACUACAUAUUAGCCAUGUUGUUGAUUCCAGGGUGCGCCACCAGAGGCAGAACAGCGCUAGUGUUCCAAGGUAUACUUUUGGGGUUAUUUUUAUCGGGUGCCUCGGGGUGGGGGUUGGCCUCGAUUGCCGAAACCCACCUUGCCUUGAAACGAAACGACCCCAGCGGAGCGUUGGAGCCACCCUUGAUCACCUUGUACGACGAAAGAUCGGGCUUGCUCAACUGGCAAAACAUCACUACCACCAACGCAUAUAAAAAGUAUACUUCGGUUUCAUUGUUGAUCAACGAUCUUGAAGAGUACAUACUGGAGCCAUUGCAAACCAAUAUCAAUUUGAGGUCCAUACUCACCAACUCUUCAACGCCGAUCUACAACUGGAUCCAAAAGAGUUUGCAGGAUGGAAUCAAAGAUGACCGAGGUAAUAUCCCCAUCUAUUUGCGACUUGGCUGGAAAAUCCCAAACACAAGAAUUUACAGCGACUACUCAAAGGCCGCUGUGUUGAAGUGGCCCAGCGGGGAAUUGACCUUACCAUUACCAGGAAUGACCUGA